AUGAUCCUACAACGCUGCUGGGCGAUUUUGGCUGUGGAAAGCAUCUUUAUAUGUAUUUCCAGCCAGUUUUUACUUCAGAAGAGACAGUGUGUAUUCCAUGUGACGCCUCAGAACAACAAAUACGUGACUGCUGGCAAUGUGAGCGGGUCGGUGCAGGUCUGUGAGAACACCCACUGCUGUGUGGGAUAUUUUCUGAUCGUCAAUGGCCAGCCAGAGGUCGACCUUCUUGCUUGUGACAUUGCUGAAAAGUCCUGCCCAGAUGCAACCUGCAAGGCACAAACAAGGUUUAACAGUCGCCUCAUUAAAUGUGUAUGCCACACAGACUUCUGCAACAGCAACAUCUCUUGGACCCCAGACUCAGAACAGCCUGGACUCACCUACUCUUGUUCUGCUGAUGCAAUCAUGAAAGCUGUUGUAAUAAUCCUGAUUGGAACUUUGCUCAUCCUGUGCUUCAUGAUCGCUGCUGCCAAAUGGAGACGCCUCUUAAAAGACAAAAAAGGGAACCUACAAGUCUACCCUCAUGAUUAUGUUGUCUCACCACUGUCUUCCUGCCAAACAACAAAAACCACUGAGAUUGAUGUAGCUGACAUUGAACUGCAGCAGAUUUUGGGCCAUGGGCAUUUUGCAACUGUCUGGCAGGGGAAAUACCACGGAUCCACGGUGGCUGUGAAAGUUUUCCCUGCAAGCUGGAAACAUAAAUUUACUGUAGAGAAAGAGGUUUAUGAGCUGCCACUGAUGAAGCAUGCUGGGCUUCUCCACUUCCUGGGCACUGGGAGUAAAGCAAAUGGUAGCAGUUUCCUCAUUGUUCUGCAGUGUGCUGAAUACGUGAGUGAUGUGCAUAAACCUCCCGUGGCCCACAGAGACCUCAGCAGCUCCAAUGUGCUUGUAAAAGCCGAUGGUACCUGUGCCCUGUGCGAUUUUGGAUGCUCCACCAUCCUGCGUUCUUGUUCAGGACAUCUCAAUUGGAACCACACAACAAACACUGAGGGUCCUGCUCAGUUGGGCACACUGCAUUACAUGUCCCCUGAGAUCCUGGAAGGCUCUGUAAACCUAAACAGCUGCUGGUGUCUCAUACAGGGGGACAUCUAUGCUUUGGGACUGCUGCUGUGGGAGAUCUGGAUGCGCUGUGAUGAUUUAUUUGAAGGCAGUGUUGUGCCACAGCAUCUGUUGCCUUAUGAAGCUGAGCUGGGUAACGUAACACUGGAGAGCCUCAUCACGUACGUGUUUAACAUGGACAAGAGACCCUCGAUACCUAAACACUGGAAGCUGCUGCCACAGGGAUCUGCUCUGCAGGAGCUCCUCACAGACUGUUGGGACUGUGACCCGGACGCCCGACUGACAUCUCCGUGUGUUGUAGACAGAUUAGCUUCUCUUCAGUCUUGUUACUCUCCAUAA
Molecule: messenger RNA, 1395 nt
Organism: Toxotes jaculatrix (banded archerfish)
Lineage: Eukaryota; Metazoa; Chordata; Actinopteri; Toxotidae
Product: anti-Muellerian hormone type-2 receptor-like
Exons: 10
Coding region: 1-1395 (464 amino acids)
Biological process (GO): protein phosphorylation; cellular response to growth factor stimulus; BMP signaling pathway
Cellular component (GO): plasma membrane; signaling receptor complex
Molecular function (GO): ATP binding; transforming growth factor beta receptor activity
Source: RefSeq, a predicted model, not a curated record